Messenger RNA from Nycticebus coucang (slow loris), 835 nucleotides. RefSeq names its product histone H2B type 1-K. The coding region runs from base 55 to 435 and encodes 126 amino acids. Lineage: Eukaryota; Metazoa; Chordata; Mammalia; Primates; Lorisidae. Gene Ontology annotation, molecular function: protein heterodimerization activity; structural constituent of chromatin; DNA binding. The record is from RefSeq and is a predicted model, not a curated record. Gene Ontology annotation, cellular component: nucleosome. The transcript has 2 exons.
GUUGCGUUAUUUUCUCCUGGCUGUUUCUGGGUAUCCUGUGCUUUUGUUUUCAUCAUGCCUGAGCCGGCAAAGUCUGCUCCUGCUCCGAAGAAGGGCUCGAAGAAAGCGGUGACUAAGGCUCAGAAAAAGGAUGGGAAGAAGCGUAAGCGUAGCCGCAAGGAGAGUUACUCUGUGUACGUGUACAAGGUGCUGAAGCAGGUCCAUCCGGAUACUGGUAUUUCAUCUAAAGCCAUGGGCAUCAUGAAUUCUUUUGUCAACGAUAUCUUUGAACGCAUAGCGGGUGAGGCUUCUCGCUUAGCCCACUACAACAAACGCUCGACUAUUACUUCCAGAGAGAUUCAGACUGCCGUGCGCCUGCUGCUUCCUGGAGAGCUGGCCAAGCAUGCCGUGUCUGAGGGCACCAAGGCCGUCACCAAGUACACUAGUGCCAAGUAAACUUACCAAGUAAGCGAGGGACUUUCUCUGGAAUUUCCUGGUCUGAACAAGAAUGCUUCUUACCAAAAAACUCAUAGUUGCCUUCAGUCCCCUCCUUGUUACAUCAAGGUCUAAGGCAGAGAAGAAGAUGGAAGAAUGCAACCACACCUGGAUGGAUUUUUCUACUAGAUAUGCAUGUCUGCCUGCCUGCCUGCCUCUUGGCAAGUUAAUUUCUAUCUCCUGAUCUAUUGGUUGUCCCUAAUAAGCAUGUACUGCCCCUCAAAUAAUUGUCUACAUUACCCAUCUCCUCCUUUCCCUGUGGAAAAGGUUAUAUGAGCUUUUAUACCCCAUUGGGGGAGUUGGGGUAAUCACUCAGUGAUUUCUGCUCCCAUACUUAAAUAAAUUUGUAUGCCUUUUAUCC